This is a messenger RNA of Aspergillus pseudoviridinutans, 1134 nucleotides long. RefSeq names its product pyridoxal phosphate-dependent aminotransferase. Gene Ontology annotation, molecular function: pyridoxal phosphate binding; catalytic activity. The coding region runs from base 1 to 1134 and encodes 377 amino acids. The transcript has a single exon. Gene Ontology annotation, biological process: biosynthetic process. The record is from RefSeq and is a predicted model, not a curated record. NCBI's taxonomy places the organism in Eukaryota, Fungi, Ascomycota, Eurotiomycetes, Eurotiales, Aspergillaceae.
AUGAAUUACCAACGAAUGCCCAUUGAGAAGGAGGCGCCUGAGGAGGUCGGUGCCGUGAUCAAGUACAAUCUCUCAGAGAGCGCCAUAUCAGAUCAGACACUGAAGUCGUUGAGCAUCACCUUUCCCCCAGAUGCUGCUCUGACCUACGCAGAACACCAGGGCAGUCGCGAGAUCCGCCGUCUCGUCGCCCAAGCCUCGGGCAGGCCGAUCGACCCGGACCAUGUCCUCGUCACAGCAGGCGCUUCAACUGCGCUGUUCAUCAUCAAAACCGCCCUUCUCGGUCCCAAAGACCACGUCGUCGUCACUCGUCCCAACUACGCCACCAACCUGGAGAUUCCACGCUCCGUCGGAUGCGACAUCACUUUCAUAGACCUCGAGUUUGAAUUGCAGUAUCGCUUGGACAUCGACCGCGUCGCCGCCGCCAUUCGCCCCGGCGUCACCAAACUCAUCAGCAUCUGCUCCCCCAACAACCCCACCGGCACAAUGUGCACCCCCUCCGAGCUUCGGGCCCUUGCGAGCCUCGCCAAGGAGAAGGGAUGCUACCUCCUAGUCGAUGAAACGUACUCAGAGCUCAAGUACCCAUCCGAGUCCGCUGAUGGAGUAGAUUCUUCGACUCCGUCGGCGGCUGCACUAGGUGACCAUGUCAUCAGCGUUUCCUCCUUGUCCAAGGCCUACGGCGUCCCUGGCAUCCGCAUCGGCUGGCUCACUACUACCAAUGUUGGCCUCCAGGAAACAUUCCUUGCUGCCAAGGAACAGAUCAGUAUUAGCGGAAGUGUCCUCGACGAGCUCGCUGCUGAGCAGAUCCUGUCUCGCCGGGCCGAGCUACUGGAUGUGACUAUUGCCGAUAUGCGGAAGCGCAGAGACCGCGUCGCGAGUUGGGUCGCUGAGGAGAGCGAGUGGCUCGAUUGGGUUAAGCCAGAGGCUGGGGUGAUGUGCUUCAUCAAAAUCAGGAAAGAGCCGGUCGGAGGAAUUGAGGCGUUCUACACAAGACUGCUAGAGAGGCAUGGGGUGUAUAUCGGUCGAGGAGGCUGGUUUGAGAGGGAUGAUAGCUUCUUCAGACUGGGGUAUGGGUGGCCGACGUGGCAAGACCUGGAACAGGGGCUUUGUGGGAUCUCGAAGGCUCUCCGGGAAUGA